AUGGCCCACGAGGAGAUGGCGCAGGACGAUCCGCUGCAGGCGGUCGUCUUGUGCGAUGUCUUUACGCAGCGCUUUGCGCCGCUGACGCUCGACAUGCCGCGGUGUUUGAUGCCGGUGUGCAAUGUGCCGCUGAUCGAGUGGACGCUCGAGGCGCUCGCCAAGGCGGGCGUGCACGAAGUCUUUUUCCUCGCGACGUGGCACGCGCCGCAGAUCCGCGCAUACCUCGAGGAGCACCACCCCGCGCUGGUGAAGCCGUCGCGGGGUACCAGUGUCAACACUUCGUCCCUGACCAAGGUGUCGCUCAUCGCCGUGCCCGAGGCACGCAGCGUCGGCGACGCGAUGCGCGAGCUCGACGCCCACCAGAUCAUCACGACCGACUUUAUCCUGAUGCACGCGGACGCGGUCGGCAACAUGGACCUCGCUGCAGUCGUCGAGGCCCACAAGCAGCGCCGCCGCGCAGACCGCAACGCAAUCAUGACGAUCUGCACGAUGCCGGUCGGCCACCGCAGCCGUGCGCGGCCGCUUGGCGAUUUGUCGGUGUUUGCUUUGGCGCCGAGCACGUCGCAGCUCCUGCACUACACCGCGGUGCCAGCGAUUCCCCGCAAGCCCAUGCUCAAGCUCCCGCUCGAGCUGUUUGACGACGAAAGUGCGAUGGGCCUCAGCGGAAAGGGCGCCGAAAUGGACGUGCGCAACGACCUGGUCGACUGCGGCGUGGACGUGUGCUCGAUCGACGUGCCGCCCCUCUUUACGGAAAACUUUGACUACCAGUCGCUGCGCCGCGAGUUUGUGCAGGGCAUCCUCACCUCGGACCUGCUCGAGGCCAAGAUCUUUGUGCACGUCGCGCCGCCGGCGAACGCGUCGUCGACGUCGUCGGGCAUUCCGUGGGACGCGUCGUCCAACGGCCUGCACGGCUCGCCGGCGUACGGCGAGGGAUACAUGCUGCGCGCCUCGGGGCCGGCCGCGUACGACGUCGUGUGCAACGACGUAAUGACAGGGUGGACCUAUCCGUACACGCCGCGCCUCGGCCUGCCGGACGGCACGGUGUACACGCGGCUCAGCUCGCUGCGGUUCCUCGGCGCGGGCGCGACGUGCGCCAUGUCGGGGCGCAUUGGCCUGCGCAGCGUCCUCGGCGCCGAGACGCGCCUCGAGGAUGACGCAGAGGUGAGCCAUGUGAUGAUCGGCGCGCGCGUCACGAUCGGCGCGCGCUCCAAGGUGCACCACGCGUACAUCUGGGACGACGUCCGCAUCGGCACGGGGUGCGACAUUGCGGGCUGCAUGAUCGGUCACAAUGUCACGAUCCUCGACAAUGUGCGCAUCCCUAAAGGCUCGGUCAUUGCGCAGGGCGUGACGAUCGGGCCGGACGUCGACCUGCCGCGGGGCGCGCGUGUGUCGCUGCACCCGUACCGCGCGAGCGAGGACGAGGAGGAAGAGGAAGAGGAAGAGGAGCGCGGCGAUGCUGCGGCGCUCGGCGCACAGGGCCAGGGCUUCCUCUGGGAGCCGCUGGGCGCAAAGCGGUCGAGUGAUGAUGACGGCGACGACGACGAUGACGACGAGCACGACGAUAUCGAGAGCCCGCUGAACGCCAAGCUCUUUGCGAUGGGCGCAGACCUCGACGAUGUCGCACUGAGCGACGCCGCAUCCGAGCUCAGUUCGAUCGACGCCGACUCGGACCCCGAGCCGCUGCUGGACGAUAGCGAUCUCGACGACUCGGACUCGGACUCGGACCUGUCGUCGCCACACUCGGCGUCGGUCUACGGCAGUGUCUCGCUCACCCUUCCUGGGGGGACCGAGUCGCAGACGUACGGCGAAAAACUCGAGUCGGAGCAGCGCCUCAACGAGUUCCGUGCAGAGGCCACGGCGUCGCUCGAGCGUGCGUUCGAGGAGCGCCAUGCCCCAGAGAAUGCCGCGAUCGAGCUCAAGACGCUGCGUAUGGCGAGCAAUGUACCGCCGGGCGAGGUGCGCAAGGUCGCCAUCUCGUUCGUCCUUGCGCGCUGCUCGGUCGACCAGGCGAAGGACACCGCCGAUCUGCUUGACCACUGGGGACCGCUGCUCCAGGAGGUUGCGCACGACGACCAGGUCGAGGCGCUCGCGACGAUGCAGUCGUUCUGUGCAGCAAACGUUACCCACACCAAGCUCUUUUUGCCGCUGCUCAAGAAGGUGUACAAUGACGAAAUCGUCGCCGACGAGUCGAUUCUCGCGUGGUGGCGCCACGCAUCGAGCCGCCGCAUCGUGCUCGACGUAGACGACAGCCGCGUCACGUCGGUCAACCAGAUCGUGCUCGAGCUGCGGAAACGCGCCGAGCCCGUCGUGCGUCAUAUCCUCGAGUCGCAAGAGUCCUCCGACGAGGACGAGGAGGAGGAGGACGACGACGACGACGAGUAA
This is a messenger RNA of Malassezia japonica, 2382 nucleotides long. RefSeq names its product translation initiation factor eIF-2B epsilon subunit, GEF (gene GCD6). Gene Ontology annotation, biological process: biosynthetic process. The coding region runs from base 1 to 2382 and encodes 793 amino acids. Gene Ontology annotation, cellular component: eukaryotic translation initiation factor 2B complex. The transcript has a single exon. NCBI's taxonomy places the organism in Eukaryota, Fungi, Basidiomycota, Malasseziomycetes, Malasseziales, Malasseziaceae. The record is from RefSeq and is a predicted model, not a curated record. Gene Ontology annotation, molecular function: translation initiation factor activity; translation initiation factor binding; guanyl-nucleotide exchange factor activity.